AUGUCAACUUCCUGCUUUCUGUUAAGUAAUGACAGCUCCAAUCAGCCUGAAGAAACAACAACCAAACAGAGAUAUUGCAGCAUUUUUCUGCUGCCACUUGUGAGGGAGGAUGAAGUAAGAGGCAGGUCUCGGUUUACUGAAGAGAAGCUGGGGUAAAAAAAAAAAAAAAAAAGUCUCUGCUCUAACUCACACUGGGAUUCUGAGCUGCUGCUGCUGCUGAUCCCUCUUUACUGGCAAACAGAAGCGACAAAGACAAAACGACAAGGGGAAAAAUGUUCAGCUUCAGGUUUGUUUACAUCUUCUCUUAUAACCUGUUCCAGUUCUGUGGCCACACAUGGAUCCUGUGCAACACCAUCGCCAGGUUCCUCACUUUUGGCAAAGAUGCCUUAGCAGACACAUUCCACUCUGUGGGCUUUGUGAUGAGCCUUUGCCAGCUGCUCUCCAUCCUCGAGCUUUUCCACAUCGCAGAUGGGAUUGAGAAAGCCAGACUCCUUCCUCGCUUCAUCCAAGUAACGGAGAAGAACCUCCUGCUGAUCCUGGUCAUCAUGUUGGAGGAGAUCCAGAGUGAACCAGUUGUGUGUGUCCAGUUCUUGUUGUGGAACAUCUUGGACCUUUUACGAUAUCCACAUGAGCUGCUGCGAGUCAUGGGCACACCGUCGGUCACCAUGCUGAGGACCCGCUACACACUCUGGAUCCCCCUGUAUGUCCUGUCAGUUGCCACAGAAGGUGUCACUUUGUACCAGGCCCUGCCUUUACUUGAGGCAGCAGGACCAAACUCAAUCUCCAUUCAUCCCCCCUUCAUCCUGCUGUUCUACCUGCCUGUUCUCGCUCUCGGAGCCACGGUGACCGUGUGGCAGCUGCUGAAGGAGAGGCAGCGCCACCUGGAUAAGUUGAACAACAAGAUAAAAAGAAGAUGACACAUUUUAGACAAAGAACUGGAUGGGCACGGAGGAAUUUAGUCUCACGGGUUCUGGUCAGACCUGGUAUUUAACAUACAUCCAGAGAGAUUUGAUUACAAGUGGACAGUGUUGGGUGAGAACAUUGUCCAUCUUGUGUUGUGUGGAUGUUCAACAUGCAAACGCACUGUUUGCAAGGACAGAAUUAUGUUUUUAAUAGUAUAGCUAUGUACGACAUCCUGUGAUUGUGUGAGUUGUAUGAGAAAAACUGAGUUGGGGAAAAACAUGAAUUACCAUUUAGGUCUAGUGAAUCCCCAAAAAUGCCAACUAUGAAUGUGUUUUUUUGUAAUCUGACCCGAGGACAUUCUCAGGAACUGGGGGCGUUCAGACUUGGACUAUCCACUUGAGAUGAGAUCACUCAGGACUGAUGUUAAACAGGGUCAAAUAAACUUGAAAGUUGAGGACUUCAACAAAUCUGAAUUUGAUUUGUCCAUGUUUUUUGAAAGAUCCACAAAAGCAGCAUUUGGUUUAAUGCAUGUUUCUAUCCGAGCUCAUAAAAGCUGCAGCGAGCCUCCACACAUCUGCUGCCGUCACUGUGUCCAUGUCCCACAAGCUCGGGCAGGACAGACGCAGCUCUGCGUGUUGCAGAGCCGGAACUGUGUAUGUGUUGCCAUGGUUACAUUCUCUGAGGGCUACCACCCGUAAGCUCUGGUCCACACGGCCUUCUUCUUGAACUCAGUGGAGGACUUGAGCGCCAACAGAGCAGCUGAAAGCACAACAACAACAACACAAAGAAGACAAUCAUGUAAACUACAAGGACUUUUUCCUCAUGUUUGUUUGUUGCCGUGGUGACUGUGUGAUGGAAGUGGAACAGGAAAAGACACAGUCUGUAUUUUUAUUUUGGAAAUUCUUUCCAGUAGUUAAUGUUUCUGUACAUAUUUUAUGUUCAAUAACAAUGUUUGCCUUUUAUUACAUGAUAAAGAACAACUUGGGUCA
Solea solea (common sole) is the source of this 1892-nucleotide messenger RNA. It is a transcript of the gene hacd4, whose product is annotated as 3-hydroxyacyl-CoA dehydratase 4. Gene Ontology annotation, cellular component: endoplasmic reticulum membrane. The transcript is spliced from 7 exons. Gene Ontology annotation, biological process: fatty acid elongation; sphingolipid biosynthetic process; very long-chain fatty acid biosynthetic process. Bases 273 to 917 code for a protein of 214 amino acids. Lineage: Eukaryota; Metazoa; Chordata; Actinopteri; Pleuronectiformes; Soleidae. Gene Ontology annotation, molecular function: 3-hydroxyacyl-CoA dehydratase activity. The record is from RefSeq and is a predicted model, not a curated record.